AUGGCCGAGGGUGCUGCCUUGGAGCUCAGCGGACUGACUCCCCAAGUCAGCGACGAACUUCUCACCCUGUACUUCGAGAACCGCCGGCGCUCGGGGGGCGGCCCGGUGCAGGGCUGGCAGCGGCUGGGCAGCGGGGGUGUGCUUACCUUCCAGGAGGGCACCGAUGCUGCCAGGGUCCUGGCCCAGGGGCACUGUCUGUGUGGUGUGCAGUUGAGCCUGCGGCCUGCACCCCCAUGGUGCCCUUCCCGCCUCUUGCUCCUCGGCCUGCCCCCUGGCACCACGCUCCCGAGUCUAGAGCAGCACAUGCAGGUUCUGCUGAGGGCAUCCGGGCUCCCGGGGCCAUGCUCUCCGUGCCAGGCUCUCGACAGCCCCUGCCCUGACCGUGCCCUGGUCCAGCUGCCUUGGCCCCUCUCGGAGGCAGAUUUCCGUGUCCUGGAGGAGCAGGCCUGCGCCCUGUCUUUCAAGGGGGCCCGAGUGUCCCUGGCCCGGGUGCCACAAGCCCGCGCAGUGCGUGUGGUGGGGGCCACGCUGCCCGUGGAGCGGGCACUGCUGGAGCUGUACCUCGAGAGUGAGCGGCGCAGCGGCGGGGGUGCCCUGGAGGGUCUGCGUAGCCUGCCCGGAUGUGGGGGCACCGUGGCCACCUUUGAGCAGUGGCAGGCGGCCGAGCAGGUGCUGCAGCGUGAACACCAUCUCCAGGGCAAGGAACUGCGCCUCGUCCCCCACUACGAUGUGUUGGAGCCUGAGCUGCUCAGCAGCUGCCCAGCUGAGGACAGCGACCAAAGGGCUGUGGGCCCCGGCCUCACAGGGACCACAGAGGGUACUGGGACAGUGAGCCUGGGGCCUGAAGAGGGCUCAGAGACCUCCAGAGCUGCAGAGCCUCUGGACCAGGAAAGGCCCGAGGGAAUCCCCUUGAGCUCCGGGGCCUGCCCGGGGUCUCCUACACAGCUACGGGGGCCCAGCUCCAAGGCUGCAGAGUGUUUCGAACAGGUGGGCCAGGUGGAGAAGCAGCUGUCCAUGGAGCCUGGAGCCCUGCGCUUCCUGCAGUUGUACCAUGGGGACCUGCUCGCUGGUCUGGGGGAUGUGGGCCUGGUCCCGUGUGAAGGCCCCGAGUUCUCUGGUUUCCAGAUCUAUGGUGCCCCGGGCCCGUGCCAGGCAGCCGAGGAGUUUCUGCUGAGCCUUCUGGACAGUGUGAGCUGCCACACACUGAGCCUGGGCCACCCAGGUAGUGCCAACUUCCUGCUAAGCCCUGACGGUCAGAACCUGCUCCAGGACCUGGAGGCCCGGUUCCAGUGUGUGUUCGGGACGGAGCAUCUGACUAUGGCCACUCUGGGCAUCGAGUCUACUGAGGUGGACCCCACGGAGACCCUCUCUCACACAGUGUGGCCACCAGAAGACACAGGUGGCGGCCAGGAGAACUUAAGCUUGGAGGAGGUUCAGGAGUUGCUGGCCGCGCUGGGGGACCACUCUGGGGAGGACUGUCUGCCUUCGGGGCUGGGGGACAGGCCGAUCAGGGAAGAGGAGCUGGAGCCACCGGAGACCCUGGAGGGAGAGCCAGAGCCACCGGGCACUGAGGCUGGACUGAAAGAGGCCGCAGCUCUGCAGCUGGCCCUGCACCGCUCCCUGGCAGCCCCUGUCCAGGAGGACUCGCGGGCGCUGCAGCAGGCCCUGGCCCUCUCCCUGUUGGACUCUCCCAUGCUCGAGGAACACGUGCUCCGGACUGAGGGACUUGGGGGCAGUGCCCAGCUGAGGGUCCACAUGGCCUUUGAGCAGGACGUGGACACUCUGCACCAGGCUCUGGAGGCCGCCUUGGAGACGCAUCGCCGGGAGGAGACAGUAGGGCCCUGGGCUGAGCCGCCCUCUGAGGAGCUUCAGGAUCGCUUGGGUCAGUGCCACGGUGUGACUGUGGCCCAACGCGGGGACUGCAUCAUCCUCCGUGGCUUUGGGGAACAGCCAGCCAGGGCAGCCCGCCACUUAGCAGCCCUGCUGACUGGCCCCCACAGUCAGUGCCUGCCUGCCACAGCUGCUGUGACCUCCAACCCCACCUGUUCAGAGCCGCAGUGGAAGGUGCCCUUAGGCAGGCUGGAACCUGUGGCGGACGGCAGCGAUGAGUUCCAGACGGUGGUUCAGCCCUUCUUGGAUACCCUGGAUGCUGCCCACUGCAAGAUCCGUGUGGUCAGGGUGGAGCGUGUGACCCAGCCACUGCUACAGCACCAGUAUGAGCUGCAUAUGGCACAGCUGGAGCAGAGCUGCGAGCGCCGCCCUCUGGAGCACGUGCUGUACCAUGGCACGACAGCCAGGGCCAUCCGGGACAUCUGCGAGCAAGGAUUCAACCGCAGCUUCUGUGGCCGCAAUGGUACGCUGUACGGCCAGGGCGUGUACUUUGCCAGGCGCGCCUCCCUGUCGGUGCAGGACCGCUACUCGCCACCUGACGCCCAGGGCUACAAGGCUGUGUUCGUGGCUCGGGUGCUGACCGGCGACUACGCGCAGGGCCACAAAGGGCUGCGGGUGCCCCCUCUGCGGGACCCCAGUGGGGACAUGCCCCUGCGCUACGACAGCACCGUGGACUGCCUGGCCCAGCCCAGCAUCUUCGUCAUCUUCCACGACACACAGGCGCUGCCCACCUACCUCAUCACCUGCCAGCACAUGCCCCAGGGUCCAGCCAGGGCCACUUAGUCCCAGGGGAUGGACAGGGUGGUGUGUGCACCACAGCCACCAGAGGCCAGCAGAACCUAGGGGAGCCCCUUACCACCUCCCAACCCCGUCAGCCUUUGCUGUGCACUCCUCUUCCAAUAAACACUUGAACCCA
Messenger RNA from Suncus etruscus (white-toothed pygmy shrew), 2806 nucleotides. It is a transcript of the gene PARP10, whose product is annotated as poly(ADP-ribose) polymerase family member 10. NCBI's taxonomy places the organism in Eukaryota, Metazoa, Chordata, Mammalia, Eulipotyphla, Soricidae. Gene Ontology annotation, molecular function: NAD+ poly-ADP-ribosyltransferase activity; transcription corepressor activity. Gene Ontology annotation, cellular component: nucleus; cytoplasm. The record is from RefSeq and is a predicted model, not a curated record. The coding region runs from base 1 to 2673 and encodes 890 amino acids. Gene Ontology annotation, biological process: negative regulation of gene expression. The transcript has 10 exons.